Molecule: messenger RNA, 1749 nt
Organism: Dracunculus medinensis (Guinea worm)
Lineage: Eukaryota; Metazoa; Nematoda; Chromadorea; Rhabditida; Dracunculidae
Source: the annotation of a GenBank genome assembly
AUGAGUGCAUCCAUCGUAACAAGUUGGGCAGAUUUAUGGGAUCAGCUUGACGCAUUAGCGUCACAUACCCAGAAAGGAAUUGAGCAUCUUGAAAAAUAUGGUUUAUUUUUGAAAGAACGUGCAGCAAUAGAAGAAGAAUAUGCAGCUAAACUUAGAGCACUGGUAAAGAAAAAUCUCGGCAAAAAAAAAGAUGACGAUGAAUCAACGCGUUCAUAUACUUAUACAAAUUGUUUUUAUUUAGUGCUUCAUGAAGUUGAGAGUUUGGCUGGACAACAUGAAUUAAUAGCUGAAGGAUUACGAAAAGAUAUUCAUCCAGCGAUAUUGACUAAAGGCGCUUCUUUACGUGCCACUAGGAAGGCUCAUUUAAAUGAGCUUAAUUCUGUACAUGGAUUGUUGAAUGCUUCUGUGGAUAACUUGAUAAAAUUCCAAAAAAGCUAUUGCAAAGCUUUUAAAGAGGCUGAACUAGCCCAUUUAAAAUAUGAUAAAGCAGAAAAAAAUAUGGAUUUGUCGAGAGCUGAACUUGAAAAAGCAAAAAAUAAUGCAAUACAACGUACGCAGUUUUGUGAAGAAGCGAAACAGAAUUAUGCUCAUGCACUACAAGCAGCAAAUCAACAACAGCACCAACAUUAUAAUCAGUUAUUGCCGCAGUUAUUGGAGCGUCUGAGGGCAAUGGAUGAAGAACGCAUUAGCGAGACAAAAUCAAUAAUGCUGCAAAGCGUUGAAGCGGAAACGAAAAUUAUGUCGAUUAUUCAGAGGUGCUAUAGUGAUAUGAUUGCAGCAGUUUCAAAAAUUACACCUUCGAAAGAUUCUGCCACUGUAGUUGAACAGUAUAGGUCUGGAUAUGCUCAUCCUCAGCCAUUUCCAUUUGAAGAUUUAGGUCCUCCUUCUGCUGUUGUAACUGGUGAAGGAACCAGUAAUAGUGAUACUAUCCGACGAUCAAUGAAAAAUGGUACUUCUCGCAUAAAUCGAAAGCCAAGUAUGGGCAUAUUUAAAGGCAAUAGUCAUAUGCGUAAGGAUGGAACUAUCGACUUUAGCUCGUAUCCUCCUCAACAAAGAUGUCGAAGAUUGCAACAAGAGAUUGAUAAUAUUGAAAAAGAAAUUGAAAAAAAUAAUCAGAGUCGUGAAGGUGCAGUAAAGAUGCUUCAGGUUUAUCGAGAUAAUCCUAAAUUAGGAAACGCGAAUGAUGUUGAUUCGGAAAUCAUUUUAUAUAAGAAAAAAAUCGAUGCCCUUUCAAGAACUCUUUCAAAAUAUAAGAAGAUGCUUGGUGAAGCACAAUCAGAAUUAAAUGUACCCAUAUCUGCUAUAGGAUCAGAGCCACCAGCAAGGCCACCCCCACCUUCUCAUUCUGGACUAAGUACACCUUCACAGGCUUCGCCACAACAGCCAUUUAAUUCUAAUACAGUCUUAAAUAAUCGUUCCUCAUAUUCUGAGGAGUCUGUAUCAUCUGAUGGAUCGGCUGCUCUUUGUGCUCGACAAAAGUCACCUCUUCAUGCGAUUAAAACUGCUCCAGUUGUUGAAAAAAGUGAAGUCUAUGAAGAAUGUGAUAUGCCAGCUUUGGGCACGUGCACAGCUUUAUAUAAUUUCGAUGGUGGUAGCGAAGGAACAAUGUCUAUGGAAGAGGGCGAUGAAAUGAUUUUAACAGAAAGAGAUGAAGGUGAUGGUUGGACUCGUGUUAGGCAUGUUGCAUCUGCUAGAGAAGGAUUUGUGCCGACAUCUUAUCUUCAUUGUAAGUGGUAUCCAAAUCAGUGA